UGGAGUGCGGGACACAUAUGGCUGUGUAUGAUGAGAAUAUCCUGAAGAAUCCUUUUUACCAGGCCCUGGAAAAACACAGACCGGAUCUGUGCAGCAGGGUGGCAGAACUACAUGGCAUUAUUCUAGUGCCGUGUUGUGGAAGUUUACCAGCGGCCUCCUUUACAGCAUCUCAGUUCGACGGAUACGUGCUUCAGCCUGCUGAACAGGGUUACCAGACGCUGGAUGGAAAGGAAGUGUCUAUAGACAAUAACCAGGUCCGGCUGGGUGCAGGGUUUCCCAAUCCCACCUCUGUCCCCGUCCUGUUUGAGGAGACGUUCUACAAUGAGAAAGAGCAGGCCUACAGCAUACUGUGCAUCACACGGCCCUUCGACGCUGACCACAGCCCUGCUUUCGCAGAGGAUUUAAGUACUGUUUCUGCUCCGUACUGUCUGAAGAAUAUCGAGGAUGCGAGGGAAUUCUUGGGCCGCCAUGCUGAAAAACUGGACAAGCUUGUGGCCGCCUUUUGUCACUCCUUAAAGGAACAAGAGAGGAAGGGCCUUCGACAUCAAAUAGACUCUGUAAAUACCCUUUACACAAAAUGUCUUCAGUUGCUGUUGAGGGACUCUCGUCUGAAGAUUUUGGCGAGACAGGAGAUACAGAUGACUCUACUCAAACAAGCAGUGGAGAUGUACAUCCAUCAUGGCAUCCAUGAUCUACUCUUUAGUUAUGUGGGGACUCUUGAAGCAAGUCGGGAUGCAGCGUUCAACAAAACAACACGGUCCUUACAGGAUCUGCAGCAGAAAGAGCUUGGUGUGAAGUCAGAAUUCAGUAUAAAUAUUCCUCGUGCUAAGCGGGAGUUGAGUCAGCUGAACGGCUGUACGUCUCCCCAGCAGAAACUGCUCUGCAUAAGGAAGGUUAUUUUAACCGUCAUGCAUUCAACCAGACGUCGAGAUACAGUGAGCAUUGAGGCCAUGUGUGCUGAUGAUCUCCUGUUAGUCAUUCUCUAUCUGCUGAUCAAAACAGAAAUCCCUAACUGGAUGGCCAAUCUGAGUUACAUAAAGAACUUCCGCUUCCGUAAGUCCAGUAAGGAUGAGCUGAGUUACUGUCUCACCUCGUUUGAGGCUGCGGUGGAGUACAUCAGCCAGGGAAACCUCACCCAGAGCGCUCUGGGGUCAGGAGAUCGACUGUCCUUCAGACAGAAGGUGGACCUGCUGUCCCAGAAUGCUACACCUAUAGACCAGCUGUUUGAGCACAUUGUGAGUGGAAAUGAGGCUGAGGUGAAGCGUUUGCUGAGCGAGAGUGAGAAUGAGGAGGACGGGAGGAAGUUAUGUCACCCACUCUGUUCCUGUGACGCCUGUGACCGCCACAUCUCAGGGAGGUUAAACGACCCGUCCAUAGUCACUCCAUUCUCUCGGGAUGACAGAGGCUAUACUCCUCUACAUGUUGCUGCUAUUUGUGGUCAGUCCCUGCUGAUUGAUUUGCUGGUGUCAAAGGGAGCUGUGGUGAACUCCACCGAUUAUCACGCGCUCACACCGCUGCACCUUUCCUGCCAAAAGGGCUUCCAGGGUGUCACGCUGCUGCUCUUGCAUUAUAAGGCAAACACAGAUGCUCAGGAUAACAAUGGAAACACCCCUCUACACCUGGCCUGCAUGUACGGGCACGAAGAUUGUGUGAAGGCGCUGCUGUACUUCGACCUGCACUCCUGUCGACUGAACGUUCAGAACGAUAAGGGAGACACGCCUCUGCACAUCGCCGCUCGCUGGGGUUACGAGGGCAUCAUGGAGGUGCUCCUGGAGAACGGAGCAUCAACCCUCAUCCACAACAAAGCCAAGGAGACUCCAUUACACUGUGCCCUCAACUCCAAGAUUCUGUCAUUGUUGGAGCGCAGACACAAUGACUCCAGUAAAAGGGAAAGUGGAUUCGAGUCUCCGAGUCGCUCUCCUCAGCCGUCUGACUGCAGCAGCAGGCGUUCAUCUAUGUCCAGCAUGUCUUCACUCAGUGUUGCGGCCACACCGCCGGAGACCGAACGCACUCGACACAAAGAGGUGGAGAAGUUGUUGAGAGCCGUGGCUGAUGGAGAUGUGCAGAUGAAAGCAGCCCACCUGCAGCCGGACGGUGUGGGUGUGAACAGCAGUGCUGACGGCUUCACUCCGCUCCAUGUGGCGGCGCUGCACGGACACACAGCUCUAGUGUCUCUCUUCACCCGCCACGGUGCCAACAUCAACGCCCGCAACAAUCAGAGCGCCACCCCGCUUCACCUGGCCUGCCAGAACAGCCAGAUACAGGUGGUGUCUGCUCUGCUGGAGUGUAAUGCCAAACUGAACAAGAAAGAUCAGUAUGGAAACACACCGCUGAUUCUUGCUUGUCUGAAGGGAAAUCCGGAGCUAGCCACCAUUUUGCUUGAGAGCGGUGCGCUGGUGAAUCUGGCUAAUAAUCACGGUAACACUGGUCUGCAUGAGGCGGUGAGAGGCGGACACAUCCAACUGGUGGACCUGCUGCUGCACAGAGGAGCUUUAGUGCACAUGCGCAACAAGAGACAGCGGACCGCCCUCGACUGCGCACACGAGACCGCCGGGAAGAAUACAGAGAUUCAGAGACUCCUGCAGAAAGCCUGUGCUGACGUUCCGGACGUUCAUCCGGUCAAACCACACUCCAGAGGAACAGAGGGCAUUGUGGUUCAAAGAGUUAAACGGCAUGAGAGUCCCAGCAGUGGCAGAAAAGACGCAGACCUCACAAAACAAAGGAGUCAGAAGAGGACCGACAGAGCAGCGACCACCAUAGGAGUAUUAGACCAGAUGGCGGAGGGUCAGCGUGACAGACGCAGGCUGGUGAGAGGAGAGACGGUGGACAGCAGUGGGCCGCAGUCGCCUCACGCCCACAGCAGGAGCCUGACCCGCUGCCACACCAUCAGCCAGGACCUGACCCAGCGCUCGCUGCAGGAGCCCAACGGGGAGGAGGAAGACGCACGGUCCAGAGGAAGUGAUGUGGAGACCACAGAGAUGGACAAUGUUGUGUUGUGAUGGUGGUCUUCAAGCAACCGGUUUAAUAGACUAAAUAUAAAUCCAUCAUUGCUAAAUCAGUUCCGCCACCUCAUCCUGCUCUUUAUUGUAUUUGAGUGUUAAAGUAUCUAAACUUUUUUGACCUGAAUAUGCAAGAACUGUCAUUGUUUUUCAAGGUUAACAUUUUCUAAUGCUUGUGGUUUAUGAGAUGGAAACAGUUUUAGAGCUUUUAAGGGUCUGUAUGUGGAAAUCAGAAAGAGGAAGUUGCUUUUAAUAUUCCACUUAAAAAUGAUGCUCUUAAAUCACAAAAUAGAAAAAGUUAGCAUGUGUCAACACUGGUGGGUGAAAGGACAAAAACAGCAGUGAAGCAAGUGAAUAUCUGAGGUGUGUGAAGAGACUUUGGAAACUUUCUUCAUGUAUAGCAUGUAGGUUAAAGAGAGACAUUUACAAUAACUACAGAAAGAAC
Messenger RNA from Sinocyclocheilus rhinocerous, 3444 nucleotides. RefSeq names its product ankyrin repeat domain 27 (VPS9 domain) (gene ankrd27). Gene Ontology annotation, biological process: early endosome to late endosome transport; neuron projection morphogenesis. Gene Ontology annotation, cellular component: neuron projection; early endosome; tubular endosome. Bases 18 to 2999 code for a protein of 993 amino acids. Gene Ontology annotation, molecular function: guanyl-nucleotide exchange factor activity; SNARE binding. The transcript has 27 exons. The record is from RefSeq and is a predicted model, not a curated record. Lineage: Eukaryota; Metazoa; Chordata; Actinopteri; Cypriniformes; Cyprinidae.